Molecule: messenger RNA, 935 nt
Organism: Vigna radiata var. radiata (mung bean)
Lineage: Eukaryota; Viridiplantae; Streptophyta; Magnoliopsida; Fabales; Fabaceae
Product: BON1-associated protein 1
Exons: 1
Coding region: 254-784 (176 amino acids)
Source: RefSeq, a predicted model, not a curated record
GAAAUUUCUUGACUAUUGUAAAGAAGAAUAUUGGUUAUCUGCAUAAAUUUCCAUCUUCUUUAAAAUUUCUCUGUAGACCAAACAAGCACCAAUGUUAUUAAACUAUAUUACAAAGCCAUCACUAAAGGACAAGAAAAGCAGACGUUUCAUGUCUCAGACAUCAUGGUCCUUCUAUCAUAACCUUUUCCAUUUUCUCUCUCUGUAAAAUCUAAAUCCCAUAGAUCUUUAUGCACUUGCAUUCCUCACUCACAGCAUGGAGAUCACGAUUAUAUCAGCCGAAAACCUUAGCAUGAACGGAAAACCAAUAAGAAAAGAUACUUACGUUGUUGUUCAUACGCAAUCAUGCAGCAAAUUCUUCACAACCAGGACAGAAGAAGAGGGUGAGAGCAACAACCCUUCAUGGAACGAGAAGUUCUUGGUUGAUGGAGCCAACAACUGCAUCACGCUAGAGGUGCAAUGCAAGACAUGGCUGGGUGUUAAAAGUGUGGGAGCAGCACGAAUAGCGGUUUCUGAGUUUGACCUUGGAGGGUUUGUUUCAGAAAAUAGCUUGCAGUUGUUGAGUUAUAGGCUUUGGGAUGAGAAGGGUAACAGAAAUGGGGUCAUCAAUUUCUCUGUGAGGGUUGUGAAGGCGCCACAGGAGCGUCAAUCUUCGUGUUCAAUGGUGGAGAUUGAAAAGAAUUCGAGAGGGUUUGGGAAACAUGUGACAAUGGGUGAGAAUGAUGCUGCAGGAAUUGUUACUGGGGUUCCUGUUUUCUGGAAUUUCCCUCUCAAUAUUCCAAGAUGAAUAUUUUUGUUUUCUUCUUGAUUUGGUUAAAGUCUUUAGUUGGUAAUUUAAGCAUAUUGAAAAUAGUUUAGUUUCUGACACUAGUUGUAGAAAAGGUAUAGUAUUUUACUAGUUUGUUCACUUUGUUGACCUCUGCAUUUCGGGUGUUAAU